AUGAAUAACAGUUACAUGGAUACCAGUGACAGUAGUGACAAUCCAAUUGAUUUGUCCCGUCGAUGUGAUUCGGUGGAAACUCGUAAAACACCAUCACCCUACAAUUCAUCGUCGUUUGUUGAAACAUCGCCAAGCUUAGAAAAUGAUUCACCUACAUCAAACUCGCGCAAAAAGGCACUCAUUCGAUCGGACACUCCGCCAAAUUGUUAUCAAUCCACCAAGUACAUUCAGCGUGAAUAUUCAACAUCAUCACAAGGCUCGUCAAGAUAUCCCUAUGCCGUUCCCGGUAAACGCAGUCCACCAUCGCCAAAAGCCACAUCGAUGCAUCAUUUCAUGCACGAACAAGCGAUCAAUUCAAACGAAGAUGAAAUCAAUCCGUACAUCAUGCACGCCGUUGCUUUACAACAAAAACUGCAAAGUAUUCCCGCAUCGGUGUCGGCCAGUGCACCAUCAUCACCUGAGUCUGGGUCCAGUUCACAGUAUCCAAUGAUGUUGGGCCGUGAUGGAAAAAUGGCACGACCAUUCAAAGCAUAUCCACGUGAUCCAUUGAGCAAUCCUUUUGCUUCGAUUCCAACAUCCGAUUCACUCACCGAUCGCAUGUCUGCCGAACGAUUCAACGUCUUCCGUCAACAAAUGCUCGAACAAAUCCAUGCAGCCAAUGGAGGUCGACCCACCAUUACAAAUCCCAAAAUGCGACGAUCUUCAGCGAAAAAUUUCAAUGACAGUGAACAAAAUUCCGAAAUAGAAUUUUCACAUCAAAUUGAUGUACCGAGUCAACCUGUCAACUGCCCAUCAGAUUCGUCGGAGGGUAACACAAAAAAACCACUCAAAGAUAACGCCUAUUUUGAACGACGCAGAAAGAAUAAUGCGGCUGCCAAAAAAUCACGCGAUCGUCGACGCAUCAAAGAAGAUGAAAUUGCCAUUCGGGCCGCUUAUCUGGAACGAGAAAAUAUGGAAUUGAAAAUUGAAUUGGCCACCACCAAGAGACAACUCGCACAAUUUGUACCGUCGUAG
Molecule: messenger RNA, 1014 nt
Organism: Sitodiplosis mosellana (orange wheat blossom midge)
Lineage: Eukaryota; Metazoa; Arthropoda; Insecta; Diptera; Cecidomyiidae
Product: protein giant-like
Exons: 1
Coding region: 1-1014 (337 amino acids)
Biological process (GO): regulation of transcription by RNA polymerase II
Cellular component (GO): nucleus
Molecular function (GO): RNA polymerase II cis-regulatory region sequence-specific DNA binding; DNA-binding transcription factor activity, RNA polymerase II-specific
Source: RefSeq, a predicted model, not a curated record